Rhincodon typus (whale shark) is the source of this 6100-nucleotide messenger RNA. RefSeq names its product protein phosphatase, Mg2+/Mn2+ dependent 1Kb (gene ppm1kb). Lineage: Eukaryota; Metazoa; Chordata; Chondrichthyes; Orectolobiformes; Rhincodontidae. Gene Ontology annotation, biological process: protein dephosphorylation. Gene Ontology annotation, molecular function: cation binding; protein serine/threonine phosphatase activity. The record is from RefSeq and is a predicted model, not a curated record. The transcript is spliced from 7 exons. The coding region runs from base 588 to 1706 and encodes 372 amino acids.
CCCCAAAAUCCCUUCUUUCACCUCACCCCCAUCCCACUUCCCAACCCCCUCCACGUGCACCCUCUCCUCCGUCACCCUAUUUUGGUUCAUUUCUCCACAUGCCCCUCCCUCCUAUUCUUCCCCUAUUCCCUUUUUUUCUCCCGUGGUUGUUCUCUCUUCCUACUGCCUGUUUUUUCAUAGUCCUUCCCUCUUGCAUUGCAAGUCUUACAUGAACGAAGUUGGAGGAAAUCGAGCCACACUCCUGGUUCAUUAUUCUCAAAGUUUAGUCAGAGUUUCCUCUUUAGCAUCCAUCAACAAUCUUGCAAUUUCCAGCAGAGCACAGCUUAAUUUUGUUCAAAGUUUUCGUUGUUGAGUUGGCCUUUUAUGUAGAUUAUUUUGGAGGACCUUUACUCCUCCAGGCCAGUGUCCAUUCUUGGCAAAAGACUAGUUUUGGUUUUAUUUUUGUUAACACGAGGCAUUCGUUGCAUAGAAAGGACCAUGUGCAAACUACUUAAUUCUUCAGAUACAACAAACUUCAUUGAAAGGAAUCUUGAAUUUUUUUUCCCAACUUGAAGUUUCAUUCCCAGGCAAUCUCUGUUUAUUGAGUUAUGUCAACAGCUGCACUAUUCACCUUGUGUAGAUCUGGUGGCUUUCAUGUGAGAAGAAGAGCUUUGUUGAACUUUAAACUGCUGCAGGACGAAAAGCGUGUGAUUCUGCUUUGUCAGAGUAGUACCACUGAUCGAAGGUCUUCGCGCUUUGACGUUGAUGGUGGUGGCCGCCUGACAUCCUGGGAUUCUUUUGGAAUUUGGGACAACCGCAUCGAUGAACCAAUUCUUCUUCCACCAAGCAUAAAAUAUGGCAAACCCAUUCCUAACGUUAGCCUGAGUAAAGUCGGGUGUGUCACUCAAAUAGGCCAACGCAAAGAGAAUGAGGACCGUUUCAGUAUUGGCAUGCUAAGUGAUAAUGUGCUGUACUUUGCAGUGUUUGAUGGACAUGGUGGAACAGCAGCAGCUGAUUUUUGUCAUAAAUACAUGGCAAAGCAUAUUGCACAAUGCCUUUCACAGGAAGAGGAUCUGGAAGUGGUAUUGACCAGAGCUUUUUAUGAAACAGAUAAGGAAUUUGCAAGACAUGUCCAUUUAUCUGAAAAUGUCUCUUUCCUUGCUUCGGGGACAACUGCCACUGUGGCUCUGUUACGUGAUAGCAUUGAGCUUGUGGUAGCAAGUGUGGGUGACAGCCGGGCAAUUCUUUGUCGUAAAGGGAAACAUAAGCGACUGACUGAAGACCACACUCCAGAACGGAAAGAUGAGAGGGAAAGGAUUAAGAAAUGUGGUGGAUUUGUUGCCUGGAACAGUCUGGGUCAACCACAUGUAAAUGGGAGAUUGGCUAUGACACGUAGUAUAGGAGAUCUAGCUUUAAGGUCUGCAGGAGUCAUCGCUGAGCCAGAGACCAGACAGAUUAAGCUGCAACAUGGAGAUGAUGCUUUCUUAGUUCUAACAACAGAUGGGAUUAACUUUAUCAUGAAUAGCCAAGAGAUAUGUGAUCACAUCAGUCAAUGUCAUGAUCCAAUAGAGGCUGCUCAGGUUAUUGUUGAACAGGCACUGCACUAUGGUGCAGAAGAUAACAGUACUAUUAUUGUAGUUCCUUUUGGUGCAUGGGGAAAGCACAAAAACACUGGCACCAGCUUUUCUUUCAGCCGAAGCUUUGUCUCAAGUGGAAGAUGGGCAUGAAGUGGAAGGAUUAUAGUCUCUGCUGCCUGCUCGCAGUUCAGUUUUCAAAAAUAUCUAUUUUAAGGCCACUUUCUUUUGUUUUUCCAUCUGGCAAAAGCUCAUCCUGUCAUAGCCUGUAAUGUGAAUAAAGGCAGCUAGCCAGAUGUACAAUUAAACAUUGCUCUGUUAUUUUAACAAAGGAUUUAAUAACUGGACAGAAAAAAUAAUCUUUGUAGCGAACUGGUAGAGGUAUUGACACCACUAAUUGAUCACUUUAAUGCCUGUUUAGCUGCAAUAAAACUUGUGUUAUAUAAAUUCUUAAAUGCUUGUGUUGUAAGUCACAGAAACUGGUUAUAUUAAUCUUGGUGCAACAGUACAAGGACAAUUUGUGCCCGUUCUAGUGUGUUUUCAGUUCUGGCACUGAAACAAGUAGAUUUGUUGAGUACAAGAACUGGAUGUAACUAUCUGAUGUUGGAAAUUGGGGCAAGGGAGAUUCAUAUAUUUGAGCUGGUUCCCAUUAAACUACUACUGCUUAUUCAGUAUAUCCUUGAAAGAACCUUUUCUUCCUCUUUGAGCAAUUUAAAUACAGUGGAAGAAAAUCUUGCCCCACCUAAUCUUGAGCUGCUUUAUUGCUAAUUUAAGCAGGCAAAAUAUUUUUAAGCACGUAAGCUUUUUCACUGUUCCCUGAGUAUUCUAAUUUCCUCUGUGUUGAGCAUGGCAACCAAAGCACAGGGAGAAAUAUAUUUCUAUACCAUCAAGGAAUUUGAGCUUUAAAGUAUGUUCACUAGAACUUGAAGCUUUUUUUCUUUUGUUCCCUGUAGUAAACAAAAUGUGGCUGGCAUUGUAACGGAGAGUUCACUUGCUGAUCUUUGAGACCUGUCAAAGGAAUUGUGAUUUUUGUCACAAAUAUCUGUGCCUCCCCACGUCACUGCUGGAAUAGCUGUGCGGAACUAAACUGGAAUAUACAUGUAAUGGUGUGCCUUUCCAGUCCUACAUUUUCCAGCAUUUAUCCCACGUGGAAUUUGAGAAAUAUGAAGUAGUACAUUUGGAUCUAAUUUUGAGUUUCAGCAGAGAGGUGUGUGAUAUCAUCUCAAUCCCAAAUUGGGAGGACAGCAAAGUUGCUGUGGAGAGUAGGCUCAUAUGAUCUAUGCCUGUUAAGUGGGUUGGGAUUUUUUUUCUGAGGGCACUAUGUAAACACAAAUUGUUGUAAAUGACAGGAAGCACGAGAUAGGAAGAAUGUUCUUCCAAGGUCAUUUUUUGUGUUCGUGAAUGUGCCCAAAAUUCUCAAGCACAAGUGUCUUUUAUUGUAUGUGGAGAGCAGACACACCUAGGAGACCUUGGUUAUUAAAAGUUGCCAGUAACUGGAGGGUUGAGGUUUUGGAGUCUAAAGUAACUCUGGCCAAUAUGUCUCCUUUUUCUGACAGUUUGUACUUGUUCACUACAAAAGAUUUGACUAAGGUCAGUUGUAAACUAAAUAUGCAUCCUCUACUGAGGAUUAAGAGAUGUGUAAAUGCAUUGACAGAGACAAGGAAUUAAUUAAUCAAAUUCAUAUGGCAUUGGAGGCAUUAUGGAAUAAACUGAAGAAGUACUUUUAAAGUAUUUGUGUAAAGUUUGAAUGGGGGGGAACUCGUGUAGAAAAGGGAUGUAUCCUUUACUGUAAUUCUGAAGCAUAAUGUGAAAUAGUAGUGCAAGCCGUGGCAAAGUUUUGUCCUUGCUUACUUUUCUCUGUCUUGCCUUCUGGCCCAGAUCCCAAAGUAGAACCCCAUCAGUCAAUACACAGGAUUUGGUUUUUUUUUUAAUUAAUGCUAGAUGGUGUAUGCUGACCUACAGUAAAUUUAAAAUUAAACUUUGUGAAUUGGUCUCUUUUGCCAACUGUAUAUUCUGAGCUGGUUUUACUUUUGGUGGUGUUACUGGUAAUUUGAAAUGUUGCAGUUUAAUCAGUGUGAAAGUAGAAUGACCAGAGAUACGAAAAAAAUCUUUCUGCUGUUUUCAUCCAUUUUGGUAAUUCCUCAGUUACAUAUAUCAGUGAGGAAGCCAAAUACGUUAUAAAAUGUGAUUCACAUCAAAAAUCGAUUUUUCAACUGUUCCUUUCUAUACUGUUAAAGUCACAUGUCAUAUUAUCUGUUACUAUUGGAAAUGGUAGAAAUUUUGCAGAAUUAUUAAAAGAUUCAGUACCUCAGUUGUGCAAAUGCCAACACUAAAUGCACUGCAGUAGCUACUUUAAAUGUGAUUUAAUCUAGAGAGACAUGCCUAGUGUGUCUCUUUCACGCCCCCCCCCCCCCCCCCCCCCCGCCAAAAAAUGGGUAAAGACUGCGCUUAGUACAUGAAGCAAAUUAGAAGCUAGAUCCCUGGAUUGACUAACGCAAUGAAUAUUACAUAGAAUAUAGGGAUAUUUUCAAAAUGGUUGCAUCUGUAAAUGUGACUAGAAACCUAAUCCAGAUGUUUUGUGACUUGAAUCUAUCCAAGUACUUCUGCUGGGUCUUGUAUUAUAAUAUGUAUAGUGUGUAAAUAUUUGUUAUAUAUAGUAAAUCUGUAAUAUACAUUAAUCUUUAUUUGUCUUGGUUAGUAAAUAUGUAUUAUAUUAUGGUUGAACUGACUAUGUUUGUACAGAUUUUGCCCUUGUAUUUUAACCAUGUCUUUUUAUAAACCAGUAAAACCCUAGCAAUCCAAAAGCAGGGUUAGGUUGCAUUUUGAAGGCAGUGCUAAAAAAUGUACAUUGUGUUUAUCUAAAGGACUGCUAUUAGUAAGCUACAGCUAUGAAUUCAACUUCUUGUGAAUAUUUUUGGUGUUUAUUUGGAAGGAAAUCUAUUCAUGUUAAAAGUUUGCUUUCUGCUGGGUAUGUGUUGCAAUGUUUAAUGCAUAGAUGCUUUCAAUAUAUAGAAAUGUACUGUAAUCAGAAAAUAUUCAAUUUUAUAUGCCUUGUGUGCAGCUCCCAAAACCUAAACACUUAGUCCCAGAAAAACAGCAUAUUGGACAAUGAAAGCAGAAGCUAUGAAAUAUAACAGAACAAACAACAACUAUAUUUAGCAUAAUAUAUUCUGUUCUAUUGCUCUGCCAUGCUAGCUGUAGUGUUGCUGUAAAUUUGUCUGCAUAUUGCACUCGGUACCCAUCUGUGCUUUGAUACCACCUAAUUGAUUGCAAAGUUGUGCAAUGAAAUGAAAUCAGUAACUUUAAUGACUCGCCUCAAUCAUUAUUCAGUGGUGCAUAACCUCUUACCAGACAUCAUGCGCCAAACAAAAUUAUCAUCUUUUAGCUUUUGUGGAACUGGUGAGCAAUUAUUUGUGUGUGCUUAUAAGUACAAGGCUUAUAAUGUUGGCUGUAUCUUAUUUAUACUGAGAGCAGUACAUCAGGAAGGUAUUAAUUGUAUUUUGCCAUCUUUUGAGGAAUGUUGGUAUAAUGGAGACAUUACUGAAAUGGUAAUUCGAGAAUUCAAGUUCAUACCACAGUUUGUUUUGAAGAUUUUGGUUCAUGACUAUGAAGCUGUCAGAUUGUGUCUUAAAUUCAACUUACUCAUUGGAGUUUAUUUUAACAGAAGGAAAUUUACUGUUUUUUAGAUAUUUUCUAAUCAGCCUGAUCAGAGAUGUUAUGACCCGCCUCUGGAGCAGGUGGGACUUGAGUCCAGGUCUCCUAGCCCAGAGGAAUGGACACUAACACUGCACCACAGGGGGCCCUUGCUAUCUGUAUUCAAUAUACCUAUACAUUAAUCCAUAUCAACAUGUUUGACUUUUAACUACCCUUUGAAGUGGCCUAGCAAGCCAGUUAGUUAUUUUAAGCUCUCUAGCAAGUCAUUGCUGAGAAGAAUUUGCUGUGAAUGAAGUUUUUUUAAUUGAUAUAAAUACCUGGAUCAAAUCAGUUGGUCAGUAAAUUAUUUAAUGUAGAGCAGCAAGUAAGCUAAAUGGAAUGUGAAAGCAACUGUACGUAGGAUCCAUUAAAAGUGGAGCCAUGCUGCAUAUGUAGUCUGUUUUCUCAAGAUUUUUUUCUUUUAUGGUUUGCCUGGUUUGGUUUUAGUACAUACAACCAUCGUUUGACGGAAUUUGCCAAAUGAAUUUGUACUUAAACUGUCUGUUAAUCGAUAAUGUGAUCGGUUUUCAUAUAUUUGUAAUUGGUUUAUUUUAAUUUGAGUUAGAAGCCAGAACUUCCAAGGUUUUCAUAUCAACCUGACCAAAUUAUUAGAUUUCCCACUUUUCUCUUUUUUUUCUUUUCCAGUGUCCUGCUUGAAUUUACUGUUUGGCAGAUGUCAUUGCUUGUACGAUACUGGAUGUAUUGCAAAUAUUUUCAAGUUUGAAUUGCAGAUGUUUUGGGUAACGCUUGGUAAAAACAGCAUGUACUGCUAUGUACAGUAACUGUGAAAAAUGUAAGUUGUAUGUAACAUUUCAGAAUAUUCAAAUAAAAUUAUUUACGUAUAAUUUUGCAAA